Physella acuta is the source of this 1039-nucleotide messenger RNA. Its product is annotated as neuronal acetylcholine receptor subunit beta-4. Gene Ontology annotation, biological process: monoatomic ion transmembrane transport. Gene Ontology annotation, cellular component: membrane. The record is from RefSeq and is a predicted model, not a curated record. Lineage: Eukaryota; Metazoa; Mollusca; Gastropoda; Physidae. Gene Ontology annotation, molecular function: transmembrane signaling receptor activity; monoatomic ion channel activity.
UCAGUAUCCUGGGUACCUGGAUCACUGUUGACAACUUCCUGUAAACUGGACCUGACAGACUACCCGUUUGACCAUCAGAUCUGCACAGUGCAGAUUGUGGCUAUGACCCUCACGACAAAGGAAAUGACGUUUACGGCCUCUGUUGACAAAGCUGGGUUGUUAUUUUUUACGAGCAACGGCGAGUGGGAUUACCUGGGCUCAAACGUUACAGCUUCCCAAAUAGAAACAGGAUUUUGGAACUUUUCCUCCGUUAAUAUACAAUUUUUCGUAAAGAGGAGACCCACCUUUCUCCUCAUCAACAUCAUCCUCCCUGUCGUGUUUCUCUCUUUCCUCAAUCUGCUCGUCUUCGUCAUCCCAGUGGAGUCUGGGGACAAAAUCAGCUAUGGUAUCACAGUACUUCUUGCACUGUCUGUCUACAUGAGCAUCGUCAGCUCCUUACUGCCCAGCUCCUCACUGACCACACCAAAGCUGACCCUCUACCUCUUCAUCCUCCUCAUCAUCUCCAUGCUCACCGUUAUCGACAGCAUCGUCAUUGUUGUUCUCGACAAUUUAGAGGAGAAACAGGUCGUUCAUCUCAAGGCUCAAGAAAAUUUUCAAUCAGCUGUCAGCAAAGUCAAAAUCUUACAAAGGGCCGUUACUCAAGUUUCAAAUAUGACAAUGGAUAAAAUCCAUGUCCUAUCACAAGGACAGCAAUCUCUUGAAAAUGUCUCGGAAAUGAUGUCAUUCACCGAUGAUGUACCGUCGUCUCAUUCCCUCACGGAGAAAUCAGCCGAUGAAGAAAAAUAUCGUGAGACACCUCGCAGAAACAAGUACAAGAUGAUAGGCAAACACAUAGACGCCAUCUCGUUCGUUGUGUUUUUUGUCAUCUGGAUCUCUGUGACUCUGGGCUUCUUGUUUGACAUCGCAGUCUAGAGUCACAAAAAUAUCAACUUUUGUAUCUAUGUGACUCUUUGCUUCCUUCGUUUGUGUUUUAAAUUAAGAUACCACAAUUUUAAAUUCAAAACUGCCAUUAUUAAUUUUGCUUAUAAUAUCAAGAGAG